AUGGGUAACGACGACAGGAAAAACGACUUGUCAGGGACAAAGACUUGGCGUGAAGUUGCAUCGAAGCUGCCAGCUUCAGCUGGACCGGCAAAUAUCGACUUGUUGCGACCUCUGAAAGAGCGCUUGGAUCGAAACGACCUCGUUGAGGCCAGUCUGGAGGAGAAGGACCGCGCUCAGGAGGCAAUAUGCAACUUUGCAUCCCGUUGCAUCACGCCGUGUCUCGUGGAAGGAGACCACGAUGAAGACGUCGAUGAAGAGCAAGCCCGCCAGUCGCUGAUCGAGAGCUGCCAAAGAGCCUCGGAGGACAGUCUCUCCAUUCUCACAGAAGCCACUAGCUCAUGGCAGGUCAAAAUGCGUGACGAUGAUUUGAUCACGAUCAUUGCCUUUACAGAUGCCCACCAGCCAUGGUCCAGCGAGGCAGCCGCGGCGGAAGCGUUGAAAAUUGCUGAUUCACAGUUCGCAGUUCGCAGCAGGGAUAGCUUUGUUGUCGAUGGGAUCCUGCAGAAUUAUCUACGGCCCCUUUUCUCAAAAUCGAGACCUGCCACGGUCACUGCAUCCGGUAGGAAAGCAGAAUUCCCCGAGGAAGCUGAUCCGCAUCAGGGGCUAGAGAACGAAACACGCAAGAUCAAGCCCUGGAAAUACGGCGAUUUGCGGGCCACGUCGGUAUUUGCCUGGGCCGUGGCGAGCGCUUCCAACGACCUCGUCAGCAAGCAUUGGCCCUUGUUCAUCCCAGUCCUCCUCACACUCCUGGACGACCCCAGUACGCCAGUCAGGGUACAGGGUCUGCAAGCUCUCCAUGGCUUUCUCACCAAAUUACCCCCAAAGAUUCUUCAGGAGACAGGACUUCACACUGUGUUCGAGGAGGCCGUCAUGCCGACCCUGAUGUUCCUGCCCAGUAUCACCCCAGAAGAGGAGUCGCUACAAAUGCUGCCCCUAGCUUAUGCAGCUCUGCUUGACCUCAUACAAUGCUCCAAGGACGCCACUUCCAAGAAUAAGCUCUUCGACAGGAUCUUGCGCGAGGGCGUCUUCGCGGGGUAUUUUCACGCCAAGGACCACGUCAAGAUCGUGCAGGCUUUGCUGGUACAGACAAAGUCGGUCGUCACAGCGAUGGGCUUGCAGGCUGUGAAGCACCUCAAGGUACGACCUGCCUCUUGCCGAGAGAUAUGUCGAGCGAUACAACUGACUCUCGGGAUCUAUAUAGGACCUCAUACCGAUGCUUUCAGAAGUGAUGACGGACCCGUUCGCACUGGCUCUUCCAAGCAGGCUCGUUGCUGCAAACGAAACCCUGCAAGCCAUCCUCACCACGUGUUGGCCAAGGUUGACGCAGGGUCCCUGGCAGAACGAGAUCCUCAAGAUCCUCGUCCUCUGCUGGAUCAAUGUCCUCGAGAGCGAUCUUGCAGUACAGCAACGACAGCAGAUCCAGGAUGGCCUGGUCCGCACUGCCAACAUGCUGACCGCCACCAUGAGGGCCGGUGA
Molecule: messenger RNA, 1476 nt
Organism: Thyridium curvatum
Lineage: Eukaryota; Fungi; Ascomycota; Sordariomycetes; Thyridiales; Thyridiaceae
Exons: 5
Coding region: 1-1476 (491 amino acids)
Cellular component (GO): cytosol; nucleoplasm; centrosome
Source: RefSeq, a predicted model, not a curated record